AGAAAACGUAAUUCCUAUUCAUAAAUUCAAGAAAUCUGAGUCAACAAAAAACUUUAACCUUAUCCUCCAGAAUGUCCGGUCCCUAGGUACAGCUUUGAAUUCACUACAGUUGAUGGCUCAAGAAGAAAAUGCUGAUAUAAUUGCUAUCACAGAACACUGGAAGUGUAGAGAUGAACUUCAGAUGUGUAAAAUGGUCAGCUAUAAACUGGUUUCAAGUUAUUGCCGCUCGAAAGGGAGUCAUGGAGGGUCUGCAAUCUACAGUAGAGAAGAGCUAAACUGUACUGAAAGGCCUAAUUCUCAGCCCUUAGCUGAUGUGGAUCAAUUUUUGGAAAAACUGAGAACAAUUUUAGAAAGAUGUACUCUGGAAAAGGCUGAACUAAUUUUAGUUGGAGAUUUUAAUUUAGACAUCCUCUCGAGCUCCCCUGACGUCCAAGAAUUUAUAUCUCUCCUGGAAAGUUUCAACCUGAAAUUUAAAAAUUUUCAGCCGACACGCCUUGUUUCAGGCACCUGUUUGGACAAUAUUAUUACUCCCCUUGCAGGACAAACGAGUGUGAUCGAGUACCAUAUUUCCGAUCACUCAGCACUGAAGUUCACUACUGCAUUUAAUCAUAAACAAAAAGACAGAACAGUCAAGAGAAGAAUUAUUAAUGAUGAGUCCACGAAGCUUUUCCUGGAAGAAUUGUCUUUGUUGAAAUGGGAUGACAUUUUCACUAAUCAGACCUGAAUUCAAUGCCACAUAUAAAUCCACCAAGAAACAAUAUGAUCUUCUAUUAUCCAGAACUAAGAAAGAUUACUUCAACAGCUUCAUAAGGAACUCGGAUAAUAAGUCAAAGGCUUCCUGGAGGGUCAUAAAUAGUCUCACAACAGGCAAGAUGUCUUCGUCAGUAUCUAAUAGUCAUGACAAUUCUUCUUUGAUGCCAGAUGAUUUCAAUAAUUUUUUCAUUGAUUAUCCAUCUAUACUCACCCAAGGCUUGAGUAAAUCUCCCAGUGAGGAGCGGGAUAGGCUUGAUCUCUCCAAGGCAUUCGAUUGUGUGGAGCACGGAAGAUUGCUGGAAAUUCUUGAAGAUUGUGGAAUAAGAGAUAAUCAAUUAAAACUAAUGGAGAGCUACUUGUCAUCCAGGAAGCAAAUGGUUGCUAUGGAGGUGGAUGGUGAAGUAUUGACGUCGGAGGAGAGAGAGGUUACUAUAGGCGUACCGCAGGGAAGUAUUCCUGGACCGAUCCUGUUUAUUGUUUACAUCAAUCGGCUACCAAAGGCCAAAGUUUCAGCAAGGCACUCAAUGGGGAUGUUUGCAGAUGAUACCAACUAUAGGCUAAAAUCCUCUAAUAUUUCAACAGCUAUUGAAGACUCCAAUAAUGUACUGAAGUCGGUGGGAGACUGGUUUCGUAACCACAAUCUCAUCUUGAACAUCGACAAGACACAAUGUAUGUUCUUUUAUAGUGAAAGAUCUGAGCUGCACCAUCCCUUGUCUAUAAAUAUUUCAGAUUGUUUCGUCUCCAAAGAACACCUACCCGGUGAACAAAGACGUCUAAUAUGGAGAAUGGUAAAUGAAUAUGAUUCCAAAGGAGGCUUCAAAUGA
Harmonia axyridis is the source of this 1577-nucleotide messenger RNA. RefSeq lists its product as uncharacterized. The coding region runs from base 699 to 1577 and encodes 292 amino acids. The record is from RefSeq and is a predicted model, not a curated record. Lineage: Eukaryota; Metazoa; Arthropoda; Insecta; Coleoptera; Coccinellidae. The transcript has 5 exons.